This is a messenger RNA of Amphiprion ocellaris (clown anemonefish), 5774 nucleotides long. RefSeq names its product tight junction protein 2a (zona occludens 2) (gene tjp2a). Gene Ontology annotation, cellular component: plasma membrane; bicellular tight junction. Lineage: Eukaryota; Metazoa; Chordata; Actinopteri; Pomacentridae. The record is from RefSeq and is a predicted model, not a curated record. Bases 408 to 4313 code for a protein of 1301 amino acids. The transcript is spliced from 26 exons. Gene Ontology annotation, biological process: cell-cell junction organization; establishment of endothelial intestinal barrier; cell-cell adhesion. Gene Ontology annotation, molecular function: cell adhesion molecule binding.
GGUGGUGGCAGAGGCUGUGUUUUCAUUAGUGUAAUGUCCAGAGAAGCUCCAGAAUUAUGUAAGAGUGACGUGCUGUCAUCCCCUCUCGGCCAGCCCACCGCCUGGCAGGAACGUGGCCGUUUGUUUUCCUUUUAUCCUCCCUCCUCUCAGAAAAGCCAAAAGGACAUCUGUCAGAGUCGGCGGCGGCUGUCGGGAGACUCGUAGUAGCCACGCCGUCGGGAGCCUCGCCGCUCCGGAAGUUCGGUCCGUGCUCCGUUGUCAUGGAGAAGCGCUGAGGCAAAAAGAGCGAACAAGUUUGUGGACGUCGGUGAAGCAGAAGGAGAUGAUUCGGAGAUGCUGAAUCUGCUCCUGGUGUUUGUCGUGAGAGAGUGGAGCUCCGUGUGACACUACUUAAGGAGAGCUAGAAGAUGAAGUUUAAGAAGUUUAUCACAAUCAUGCAGGCAGCGAUGGGGAUCGUACCCCUGAACAAGCGGGAGCUUCUGCCCCCCGGCAGGAAGCUGUGGAGACCCCCGGGGGACCAGCCUGGCUCUGACCAGACCAGCACUGACCUGCUCAAGUCCAGCCGCAAGUUCUACUGGUCCAGAGAAGCCCAGUACUUGUAUCUGCGCCGGCUUUCUUCACGGAGCUACUCGGCUAUUAUGAUGAACCCGGUCAUGGAGGAGACCGUGUGGGAGCAGUACACCGUGACCCUGCAGAGGGAUCCAAAGAUGGGCUUCGGCAUCGCGGUGUCAGGAGGGCGGGACAACCCCAACGAGGACAGCGGAGAAACGUCCAUCGUGGUGUCCGACGUCCUGCAGGGAGGUCCAGCUGACGGGUUGUUGUUCGAGAAUGACCGAGUGAUACAGGUGAACGCCAUCCCCAUGGAGGGAGCCAUGCACUCCUUCGCUGUCUCCACACUCAGAAAAUGUGGCAAAGUCGCAAAAAUUACAGUGAAGAGGCCCAGGAAGGUUCCAGUCAAUCUGCUGAACCGCCCACCGUCCCCCGACGACAGAGUCUUCAACAACGACUACAACGACGAAUACAACUACGAUCAGGACCGCCGCAGCGUCUACAGCGGCCGGAGCGGCGGCCGAGACCACAGCCUGGAGAGGGAGCGAGGAGGCGGCGGCUACAUGGACUCUGGCUACCAAACACGUGAGCGCGACUAUGACCGGGACUAUGACCGGCGGGAACGCGGCCGGAGCACGGAGCGAGACCUGAGCCCGGACCGGCAGUACCGCAGGGACGGCAGCCGAGGUCGCACUCUGGACCGAGAGCGAAGCCCCGACCGCCGCUACAAGAGCGACCACAUGCUGGACCGCGACUACAGCCCGGACAGGAGGUACCGCAGUGAGCGCGCCUUGGACCGAGACCACAGUCCGGAUCGGCGCUACCGCAGCGAGCGAGCCCUGGACCGGGAGUACAGCCCCGACAGACGCUACCGCAGCGAGCGAACGCUGGACCGGACCAACAGCCCCGACCUGCGCUACAGGCGAGACAGUCCGGGACGAAGCCACGGCCGCGACCGCAGCUUUGAACGGGGACGAGUCCACAGCGACCCGAGGAAGUACGAGGAGCCGAUGAAGAGAAGCGGCAGCAGGGACCGACUGGACCGAACGCCGUCACCCGCCGCUGCACCGAUUCCUCUUCCUCGACCCGUCAGAGACCUGGAGCCGCUGGAGAAACCUCUGAACGUGCUGCUGCUGAAGAACCGACCCAACGAAGAGUACGGCCUUCGUCUGGGCAGCCAGCUCUUCAUCAAAGAGAUGACCAGCACUGGACUUGCCAGCAGAGAUGGAAACCUGCAGGAAGGGGACAUCAUACUGAAGAUUAACGGCACGGCGACAGAAAACCUGUCCCUGACCGACGCUGGGAAGCUGAUCGAGAAGUCUCGCAGGAAGCUGCAGCUGGUGGUGCAGAGAGACCGGCGGCAGGUUCUGAUCCGAGUCCCGCCGAUGGUCGACAGCGACUCGGAGCUCGAUGAUAUCUCCGAGAUCGAGUCGUAUCGAUCCUACUCUCCACAGGACGACAGACGAGGACACCACUCCGACCUCUCCUCACACUCCUCCAAUGAAAGGCUCAGAGACAAACCCAGAGAGGACCCGCCGAACAGAAUGGCAAAAAUGGGCGCCAUGCCGACGCCGUUCAGAGGCACUGAUAGAGGCGUUGAGGACACGCCCCCUUCACAGGCAGAGAGGGAGGAGCCACGAUCAGAGACGCCACCAGCCGUCACCGUGGCGCCAAAGGUUCACGCUCCUCCUAAGGUGCCUCUAAAGCCGAGCAUAGAGGACCAGGAAGUAUACGGGCCGAACACGAUGAUGGUUCGCUUCCAGAAAGGCGACAGCGUCGGUCUGAGGCUGGCCGGAGGAAACGAUGUCGGCAUCUUCAUCGCCGGAGUUCAGGAGGACAGUGCAGCCGAGCAGGAGGGUCUGCACACCGGAGACCAGAUCAUGAAGGUGAACAACAUGGACUUCAGAGGGAUGGUGCGUGAAGAUGCCGUCCUCUACCUGCUGGAGAUCCCCAAAGGAGAAGAUGUGACCAUUCUGGCCCAGAGCAAACCUGAAGUGUACAAGGACAUUUUAGCUUCCGGCCGAGGCGACUCUUUCUUCAUCCGAACCCACUUUGAGUUUGAGAAAGAAGCUCCGCAGAGUCUUCCUUUCUCCAGAGGGGAGAUCUUCAAAGUGACCGACACACUUUACGACGGCAAACUGGGCAACUGGCUGGCGAUCCGCACCGACAAAGACAACCAGCUGCUGGAGAAAGGAAUCAUCCCCAACAAGAGCAGAGCAGAACAAAUGGCGAACGUCCAGAACGCUGCUCGGGCCGCAUCAGGCAACGACCGAGGAGACUUCUGGAGGCUCCGAGGUCAAAGAGCAGCCAAGAAAAAAGACCUUCGGAAGAGCCGAGAGGACCUGAGUGCCGCUCCGGUCACCACUCGGUUCCCCGCCUACGAGAGGGUGGUGUUACGAGAAGCUGGUUUUAAGAGGCCUGUGGUGAUAUUUGGGCCCAUUUCUGACGCAGUGAACGACAAACUGGCCAACGACAUUCCCAACGAUUUUGUCGUCGCCAAAACUGAACCCAAAGAUGCAGGAAGUGAGAAAUCCUCGGGAGUGGUGAGACUAAACACCAUCCGGCAAAUCAUCGAACAGGACCGUCACGCUCUGCUGGAUGUGACUCCUAAAGCCGUGGACACCCUGAACUACACCCAGUGGUACCCCAUCGUCAUCUUCCUCAACCCCGACAGCAAGCAGGGCGUCAAGACCAUGAGGAGCCGCCUGAUGCCCGGAUCCAACCGCAGCGCCAGGAAGCUGUACGAGCAGGCGGUGAAGCUGAGGAAGACCUGCUCACAUCUGUUCACUGCGACCAUCGACCUGAACUCGGCCAAUGACGCCUGGUACGGCAGCGUGAAAGAUUCGAUUCGGGAGCAGCAGGACCGAGCUGUGUGGGUCUGUGAGGGCAAGUUGGACGGUUCGGAGGAAGACCUGGAUCUCCAUGACGACCGCAUGUCCUACCUGUCAGCGAUGAGCGCCGACUACCUGAGCAUGGACAGCCGUCUGACCAGCGACUACGACGACACGGCGGACGAGGGCGGAGCUUACACGGACAACGAGCUGGACGAGGCGCUGGACGAACCUCAGCCUGUUUCAGCCAUCAGCCGGUCAUCAGAGCCGGUUCUACCAGACGAUAGGCCUCAGCCUGAACCUCGGGGUCGUAUGAGGAGGGCAGGCAGCAGAGAGAUGCUGCACAGAGAACCCAGUCCUCCCCCUUCGUUUGUCCCUGAACCCCCAAAGGUUCGUGCUCAGACUCGUACCGACUCGACGCGAAGCUACGAGUCGCACUCGAGCAGCACCGUCAGCAGCGACGCAGCCGGAAACAAACCGCCGCCUCCACCGGUGGCCAUGAAGCCAAACAUCGCUCGACUGAACCAGUCAUCAGAGGAGCAGAGUCCAGGGAAGGAGGAGGACGAGGAUCCGGCCAACAAGUCCUUCCUGGGAAAGAAAACGAGUGACCAGAUUAAAGCGUUUGAGAAGAUGGACCAUCUGGCCCGAGCUCAGAGGCUCCUGGAGCUGCAGGAGGCUGAAAAUGCUCGACUGGAAAUCGCCCAGAAGCAUCCCGACAUUUACGCCAUCCCAGUGAAGCUGCCAAAACCCAACCUCAACCGUCCUCAGCCAAUAGGUUCCAGCUCCAACCCGGAGCCUCAGACUCCGUCCAGACCUUCGUACUCGGAGUCGAGGGGCCACGAGGACGACGAGGCCGAGUACCGGCGGCAGCUGGCCGACCAGACCAAGAGAGGAUACUACAACCCCCAGAAGUACAAGGACACCGAGCUGUAGGCCGGGAAAACAGGGAGCUGCGCCGUCUGUUGCCACGGUAACGGCUUCAGCAGCUUCACCUUGACACUCAGAACUCCUCUAUCUGUUCCCAUCUGUGGAUCUGGGCCACAAACACACAGAAACCACCUGUCCUGAACAAAGAGAAACUUCUUCACACACCUGAUGUUUCAGUGUAAAUAUUCUAUUUGUGUCUGAGUGAGCUUUGAUUUUCCUCCAUUCCAUCCAACUUUAGUUUCUGCCUCUUAUAGCAACAUUACGGUCGGUCAAAGAGCCUUUUUUGUAAAAAUAAAUACUUAUUUUUGCAGAUAUGUCCAGAAUCUAUACAGACUUUUCUAACCAUUUGGAUAAAAAUAACUAGUUGUAAGUAGUUUUAGUUUCCUCUCCAGGCAGCUCAGGAUGACACGUUUACUUAAUUAGGUUGUAGACAGAAUAAAUGUAAAGAAUUAUGUAUAGAAACAAGUAAGAUGAGACGUUUAGAAGCCGUCAGAUCAACAGAAAACAGUGCAUGUCUGAAAGAAUCAUAAUAAUAACCAAGGAGAAAAUAUCCAAAUCCAGUCCAGCUGUUAUAUACAAUCAAUGUUUGUUCAACAUCAUGGAUUUUCACAGUUUCAGAGGUGUUUCAUUUUCUAAAAAACUGAUUUUCUCCUCUGUUUCUAGACUGUAAUGUUUAAUAAAUGAGAGGCAGAAACUGAAAACCUAUCAGUGCAGAUACUGUAGCCUCUACAGUAUCUGCACUGAUAGGUUUUUAUAAAAGUUGGUUUCCGUGCGUCAAGAACCAUGUAAAACAGUGUGUCAGUGUGUUUCAGACAGGUGCAUUCUGGGAAGCAGCCGCGGAUCUUCAAGUGCCUUGUAGCUUCUAUAUAUAUAAAAACGUCUGAAGCUGUUAAAAAAUUAGAAGCCGGGUGCAAAACAUGGUGUGUUUUUUGUAAAAUAGACCGAACAGGAGAACUUUCUGACUAAAGUUACAGGAUACAAGCUGUGGAUUUAUGCUGGAAACUUCCUACUGUGUUGUUUCUUUCCUUUUUUUUUUGCCUACUUUGUUGAUGCAGAAGAGUCUCGCCUUCACAAGAGAGAACAUCUAUGUCUUAUAUUUACAAAGUUAAAAGAUCACAGAAAUGUUCUUUUAUGUUUUUGGUGAAUGCUGUAUUUUCCCAGUCAGCUGGAACAAACCGACCUGUAAAAGAAAGUUUAUCAAGAACCGGUGAAAUGUUUGUCUUCUUCAGCAGCAGCUCGCUAACAGAGACAAUCACCUUUUUGUUGUUUUUAUAUCGAAUUUCCGCCCGACUCCGUCACGUCUUUGUACACAACAAGUUCUGGGAAAAGUGGUGACAAUCAUGUUAUCAGUCUGAAAACCUGUUUUAGUUUGUGAUUCUCUUUUUUUUUUAGUUUGUCGUCUCCUGAGUGUUACACACAGACUCUUGGGAAAAUCCUAUGAAAUAAAUCUCUUUUUUUUACACUGUG